This is a messenger RNA of Centruroides sculpturatus (bark scorpion), 1306 nucleotides long. Its product is annotated as multidrug resistance-associated protein 4-like. The record is from RefSeq and is a predicted model, not a curated record. Bases 1 to 825 code for a protein of 274 amino acids. Lineage: Eukaryota; Metazoa; Arthropoda; Arachnida; Scorpiones; Buthidae. Gene Ontology annotation, molecular function: ATP hydrolysis activity; ATP binding; ATPase-coupled transmembrane transporter activity. Gene Ontology annotation, cellular component: membrane. Gene Ontology annotation, biological process: transmembrane transport. The transcript is spliced from 7 exons.
AUGUAUAAACAGAAUGAUUAUUUUACUACAGAGUACGUUGAUAUAGAAGAUUACACUAAGGAUAUCAAGGAUAAAAAUAUUGUUUUAAAAAACAUAACAUUUCGUGUUCGCUCGGGAGAAAAGAUAGGAAUUGUUGGGAGAACAGGAGCAGGAAAAAGUUCAUUAAUUGCUUCGUUAUUUCGCAUGACAGAGCCAACGGGAACAAUCACCAUCGAUGGAGUUGACACUAAGGAAAUAGGUCUUCGUGAUCUACGUAGUAAAAUAUCAAUCAUUCCUCAAGAUCCUAUGUUAUUUACCGGUCCUCUUCGAAGAAACAUCGAUCCUUUCAAUGAAUAUUCAGAAGAAAUGCUGUGGCAAGCCAUAGAACAGGUACAAUUAAAAGAAGUCAUCAAUAAAUUACCUGGGGGAUUGGAUACACAUUUAUCAGAAGGAGGACGAAAUUUCAGCGUGGGAGAAAGACAGUUAAUUUGUCUCGCCAGAACGAUUCUUCGUAAGAAUAAAAUUCUUGUCAUGGACGAAGCAACGUCCAAUAUUGACAAAAGUACUGAUUCCCGUAUUCAAAAAGUAAUUCGAGAGAAAUUCAAAUCGUGUACAGUGCUGACCAUAGCCCAUAGAUUACAUACAGUUAUCGAUUCGGAUAGAGUUUUGGUUUUAGAUACAGGGAAACUAGAAGAAUUCGACUCGCCGUAUGCCUUACUAAAGAACGUAAAUGGUAUAUUUUAUAAUUUGGUAAAGAACACAGGAGUGGCUUCAGUGAAUGAGUUAUACAAAAUUGCCAAAAAUAAAUAUUAUGUUAAAGAAAGUAUGGAAGAAACAAAAUUAUAAAAAAUUGGAUCGUCUUCAAUAUAAAUCAAUCUUUAUUAGAUUUGUGUUAUUAUUUUUUUUUUAAAUUCUGUAUUUAAAAAUAUUUCUUUCUACGGAAAUAUUUCUUUCAUGGGAAAUAGCAUCCCAUAAAUAGGACAUAAAAUUGUUAAUAUCUAAUAGUACUUGUAACUUCUGUUAAAUUUAUACCGGAUGUAUUAAUCAGGAAAACUAACUACAUAUACAUGACAUAAUUGCUUAUUUUGUCUUAUUGCCCAUCAUACAAGCUAUUUGUUAUUUUAAUUUACUUGGCACGAGAUUGCUCUAAUAAUUGCAGUUGUUACGAUGACAGGAGUCUCCAGACAACCAAUGAGAGAAGAUGAAGCCCUCGACCCAUAACAGCAGACUAAAUAGUUUGGUAUUACUAGUUUAUUUGUUUUUUUUUUUUAUAGAAAUGCAUCUAUCUCUGUUUCUUCUAUAUUAUCUGACAUUUAUUCAAAAUAUC